Halichondria panicea is the source of this 1369-nucleotide messenger RNA. RefSeq lists its product as uncharacterized. Lineage: Eukaryota; Metazoa; Porifera; Demospongiae; Suberitida; Halichondriidae. The transcript has a single exon. The record is from RefSeq and is a predicted model, not a curated record. The coding region runs from base 166 to 1170 and encodes 334 amino acids.
AACUUUAGUCUAUGAAAAUCAUUAACCUAGCUUGACAGAAUCAAGAUCGAGGCAGUCAGUAUUGUUCAAUGACUUAUAGUAAGGUAAUAGUAACUGCAUGUACAAAAAAACAGAACACAAGUUGAAGAGUCAACAUAAUUAUACAGAGCAUUUUUACUCAAAACAAUGGCUGACUCACAAGACAGAGUGCAGGUUUGGAAUCAGAAAAUUGAGAGAGAUAAAGUGAGAGCUGGUGACCACAUAUACGUCCAUGAAGCUGGAGGCAUCUUUAACAAGCAUGGAAUUGUCAUAUGGCAAGAUAAUGAAGAUAUAAUUGUAGCCUACUACAACGAAGAGUCCGAUUCUAUCGAUACAUACUCAUUGGAAAACUUUGCAGAUGGAAAUUGUAUUCGAUUGUAUGUGUAUGGGGUUUCAAAGAUAAGGAAACAAUUUACGCGGAGAGGAAGUUGUUCAAUAAGGAGAUGCCCGUUACCUCAAGAGGUGGUGCAGAAUGUACUCUACUACGUUAAUCACCUAGAUGAAGUUCAAUUCAAGACUUUUCGAAACCAAAGCGAAUCUUUUGCCACAGCGUGCACUAGUCGUACAUCACUAGUUGUUAAGAAUCCAGAGUUUCCCGAGACAGAUGAUUCUUCUCUCAGAGUGAAAUAUUUUACUCACAGAAUUCAGCGAGACGACCUAAAACCAGGAGACCACAUCUAUGCCUACAGAAAGUUGAGAAUCUAUGCCCAUCACGGUAUCUACAUCGGCAAAAACAAGUCAGGAAUACACAUUGUAAUCCACUUCACCGGAGAUCCAGGGACCAAGAAAUCAAAGUCCUCGGCUAAAAUAAGGACAUCAAGUCUGGACGACUUUUUAGAUGGAGCACAUCUGAGACUUGUAUCUUACGACGAUGGCUCGUCAAUUAUUAAAAGAAGCGGUAUAUCACAAUUUGUGGAGAGUCUGCCAGCUUCUGAAGUGGUAGGAAUGGCUGAGACCUUCGCUAUGGAUCCCGAUACAUGGGAGGACUACAACUUUUUCACUAACAACUGUGAACAUUUUUGUAUCUUUUGCAAGACUGGAAAAAAAGUUAAACUUGUUUAUGCUAUCUUUGAAGGCAUUAUGGAUCAAACUCAUAACAUUUGGGUAUUUCCUGUUGCGCUUGCAUACAACACACUGGACAUGCUAUCAUAAGCGAUUAAAUCAAAUGAGAUGAACAACAACAUAAUAUUAUGUAUGUGUGUUACUAGCUAUAGUAGAAUUCGUAUGCUGUAUAAUUAUUGUAAUUACUGCAUUUAAAGUUUGUUUGUUUGUAUCACAUUCGGACCAGUAAUUGUAGCCUCUUCGCAGGCCUUCCUUUUUCAGUUAUAAUUUUGUUUCUGUUGUUUGUCAC